Molecule: messenger RNA, 429 nt
Organism: Acaulospora morrowiae
Lineage: Eukaryota; Fungi; Glomeromycota; Glomeromycetes; Diversisporales; Acaulosporaceae
Source: the annotation of a GenBank genome assembly
AGAAGGCGCGUAUGGGGUUAAGAAACGUCUCUUCUAAUUUGAAGGUUGGAGGCGUAUUCAUCGGAACCGUUCCCGAUGCUUAUUGGAUCGUUAAGAAAUUAAAGUCGUUAAAACCGCAUGAACUAAAAUUUGGAAAUCAGAUAUAUUCCGUGAGUUUUGAGGAUAGAAAUAAUUUCCCAACUUUUGGUCACAAAUAUUGGUUCAGCCUCGAGGAUGCGAUUGAUGAUUGUCCUGAAUAUCUGGUGCACUUUCCGACCUUUGAAAAAAUGGCGGAGGAAUACGGGCUUGAGCUAAUAUAUAAACACGGCUUCCACACUAUAUAUGACAAGGAAAAAGAAGUCCCAUUGUACCGCGAUCUCCUAUACAAGAUGAAAGUUAUAAGACAUGAUAUGGAUGCCGCGAUGUCAAAAGAAGAAUGGGAAGCCGCAG